Messenger RNA from Effrenium voratum, 702 nucleotides. The record is from the annotation of a GenBank genome assembly. NCBI's taxonomy places the organism in Eukaryota, Dinophyceae, Suessiales, Symbiodiniaceae.
GGAUUACUCACUUGCGUGUUUCCAUUUUUCUGGUGUCUUGCAAGAUCUUGGACACUUCCGGGCGCGGUCGAAGCUUUACAGCGGACAAAGGCCACCCUCCAGCUCUGUUUUUGACAGGUGUGAGGGUUUCGCCUUAGGUCUACAGCUGUUGCGUGGGUCGUAGUGAUGCGCUGCUUGCCUUUGCGGCCUCGCACAAGACGCAAGUUAGAGUCCGGGUCUUUGAAGUCUUGAAGCCAUGGCAUGGCAGGAAAGGGAGCUUGCAAGAUACUCUAGCUCGCUCUAUGGGCGAGGUACAUUUGUUCGACGUCGCGCAGGGCAAGAAGGUCAAAGUAUUCAAGGAAAGCCAUACUGACGUGGUCAACCACGUAUGCUUCCAUCCUCAGACCGGCCAGCUUUUCACGGCAGCAGAGGACAACCUGGUUGUUGUUCUCGACGCUGAAAAGCCCCGAGGGGACAAAGCCAUGUUAAAAAUCGUCCAUCGUGAUGAAGAAGAGUGUGGUGCUGGAAGCCGAGCGGCUGGUUGAUGAAGCUGUCAGCCCAGCGUUCGACCGGGUCGACAAACAAGUUCACAGGUUCAGCCAGAAGAAGCCUUGCCCAAACGGCGCCCGCCGGGGCGAGGCAGAGGCGAACGCGCUCUGUGCUUGACUUGAUGCCAAGGAGCAAAAGUGUGCCGCGAAACCGACAGAGGAGCGACAGAGAGAG